Penicillium antarcticum is the source of this 1356-nucleotide messenger RNA. RefSeq names its product erythromycin esterase-domain-containing protein. The record is from RefSeq and is a predicted model, not a curated record. Gene Ontology annotation, biological process: response to antibiotic. The coding region runs from base 1 to 1356 and encodes 451 amino acids. Lineage: Eukaryota; Fungi; Ascomycota; Eurotiomycetes; Eurotiales; Aspergillaceae. The transcript has a single exon.
AUGUCACAUUUGAAGGAAUUAUUUACUGUGGCAGCUCGACCUUUACCUCCUAUCAAUAACCCCACUUUCGGGUCGUUCUUUGAUAGCUUGGGUAAAUUUAAGGUGGUUCUUCUAGGUGAUGGUAGUCACGGGACAUCAGAAUUCUACGCUGCUCGGGCAGAAAUCACCAAACGCCUGAUUGAUCACCACGGCUUCACCGUAGUUGCCGUUGAGGCUGACUGGCCCGACGCAGAAAUAAUCGAUCGUUAUGUGCGUCAGCGUCCUGGGCAUAAGUCACACCUUGGAGGCCCCCCGAGUGGCUACGACCCCUUUUCCCGCUUUCCGACAUGGAUGUGGCGAAAUCAUGAAAUGCAAGAACUAGUUGAAUGGAUGCGCAGUCACAAUGGCGCUCUGCCGGAUAAUCAGAAAGUCGGAUUCUAUGGUCUCGACCUUUACAGCAUGGGAGCGUCAAUCCAAGCAGUAAUCAAAUACCUUGACCACGUCGAUCCAGCAGCUAGCCAAGCUGCGCGACAGCGAUAUAGUUGUCUUGAAAGAUGGGUGGAUGAACCCACGGCAUAUGGACUAGCAGCCUUGUCUGGUAUGACAGAUUGUGAGAAAGGUGUUGUUCAGAUGCUAUGCGAACUUCUCAAAAAUCGGCUUGAAUAUGCACAGCACGCACAAGAUGGCGAGGAAUACCAUAGUACUGAGCAGAACGCCCACGUGGUUCGUGACGCUGAGAGUUAUUACAAAUCCAUGUACUACAGCUCAGCGUCAUCUUGGAAUCUGCGUGAUGCACAUAUGCUUGAUACCUUACAUCGGAUCAUUCAGCACAAGUCCUCAGGAGGCAAUGCCAUAAAAGCCGUGGUAUGGGCUCAUAACUCCCACUGCGGUGAUGCACGAUACACCAGCAUGGGAAUCAAAUGCAAAGAAGUCAAUAUCGGCCAACUAUGCCGUGAACAAUUCGGCCGUGAAAAUGUUGCUCUCUUAGGAUGUGGUACACACUCAGGAACUGUGGCAGCAGCACAUGGAUGGGAUGAAGAUAUGCAAAGAAUGAUAAUUUUACCGUCACGAACAGACAGUUGGGAAUAUAUAGCCCACAAGACAGGGAUUCCGAGCUUUGUGCUCGAUUUAAGACAGGAUUGUGUCGAUUCGGAAUUGGCACGUGCGUUGGAAAAGGAACCUGACCGACUUGAAAGGUUUAUUGGCGUAAUAUAUAGACCUGAAACGGAGAGGCUAUCCCACUAUUCGUCUGCUAACUUGUCCAAUCAGUUCGACGCAUACGUAUGGUUUGAUUCUACGCAGGCAGUACGACCGUUGGAGGAACAUGAACCAAUAACAGGCUUGGGAAAAGAGGAGACCUAUCCGUUUGGAUUAUAA